Messenger RNA from Aspergillus campestris IBT 28561, 470 nucleotides. RefSeq lists its product as uncharacterized. The transcript is spliced from 3 exons. NCBI's taxonomy places the organism in Eukaryota, Fungi, Ascomycota, Eurotiomycetes, Eurotiales, Aspergillaceae. The record is from RefSeq and is a predicted model, not a curated record. The coding region runs from base 70 to 396 and encodes 108 amino acids.
CCAACUUCCACCACAAAACUCUUCUCCAUAUCUUUUCACAGAAAGUAAAACCCUUAUCCUUUCUACAAAAUGCGUCUCACCUCUGCUUUCGUCGCGGUCGCCCUUACCCUGGCCACUGGGUCCCUCGCUAGGGCUAUCGACAUUGAGUCCCGCUCGGAGGGCCUUGACGCCCGCCAGAUCUGCACCCAACAAUGUGUCCAAGAAAAGCCUCAAUGCCCUGAAGGCCAGAUGGCCUCUGGUAGUGAGGGAUGCUGGAGCGCUUGCUGUGUGCCUGCUCGGGCGAAUCUGCCUUUCAAGCAGCCUAUCAGGCUUCCUGAGGACCAGGCUGGGGACAAGAUUGUCAGGGCGUGCCAUGAUGAACAAAAUGGUGAGGCGGAAUUGGGCGAAGAUUGUUAGGAGGACAGCAAGUCUGUGACCAUUUAAGACGUUGGCGCACCUAUGGAGUAUUGGAUCAAGACUGGCGAUAUCUC